Messenger RNA from Astyanax mexicanus (Mexican tetra), 3975 nucleotides. RefSeq lists its product as uncharacterized. The record is from RefSeq and is a predicted model, not a curated record. The transcript is spliced from 4 exons. Lineage: Eukaryota; Metazoa; Chordata; Actinopteri; Characiformes; Acestrorhamphidae. Bases 1634 to 2305 code for a protein of 223 amino acids.
GCACAAAUCAUCUUGUGUUUCUCAGAGCCCACAGACGAGGAGCUGGUGGCAUGUGCAUCAGAGCUGGAUGUACCAGGUAUUAAAUGUGUAUAACCUAUGCUAAACAUGACCUGACAAAUUCCCUGACAUAAAUCUGUGUAUAUGUUACUAUAUAAAGAAGGAUGGUGAAGGAUUUAAGAUACAAAUCCUAAAUGGAUUGCUGAAUAUUAGCCUGCUUGUAGUUUUGCUUUAGUGCACCUGCCUUGUCUGUCUGUCUUGCAUUUGUAGACUAGUGGCAUAGAGGUAUUAGGUUGCCUUAAACACGAACAUACACUGACCGACAUUAUCUCUGUUGCGAGCUAGAAGAACCAUCUCCCAAGGGAGCAGCACGAGUGGCUUGGCCAUGCCAUGUUUAGGAGAGGUAAGGCAUGGAAGGCUGUUCUUACAGACAGCCUACAAAUGUGUUGGUAUCCUCCACCACCACACUCCGUCCAUCAUCAGCACUCAUCUUCACCUGAAGCCUUCUUCACCCGACCUUUCGGUCUUUGGAUGCCCUACCGCAUGUGGGGCUUCAAGAUCUUGUGCAUGGAACCGGACUGCAAAUGGGCUGGUCAGCGGCUAACAUCGUGCAACCUGUACAAGACAGCCAGGAAGGUGCUGGACUUAGACGGCUGGUACUACAUGGCCACGAAAUACCUUGAAUGCCAUCGUUGUUGGACGAAGGUGGCAGCAUGGUUACAUGACAUUCUGGAGCAACUGGACCCUGCCAUCGUUCUAGGUUUCCUGCCAUUUCCUACCAUGUACAGGUAGGAAAGAAAUAUAAUAUAAGACGUGUUUAUCGUAAUCAUUUGGUAAAAUGCUAACUAAUGCAUGAGAAGUUCUUGUGGACUUCUGAUUUUUACUAAAAAGUGACGGUGCCAGACUGUGUCUGUGAAAAAAGGGGUUAAAUGGGGGCUUAAUAAGGACGUAAGUGUUUGACACUUCUCCCUCCCUUUGUUCUCUGGAAUGCUUGCGUAGUGCCUUUUGAAAUGCGUGUGCUCGUUAGCCUCUUUUGUUCACUGUGCCUGUUACCUCCUCCCCCCCCUUCUCCAAGUUGUUCUAGUGUCGUUAACCCCCUUUGUUCCCCCUACCUGUCACCUCUUUCCUCCAUAUUUUCCUGUGACAUCAAGGUGGUCCGGCUGAUUAGACAGAGGUCCCUUGGCAACAGCGUCUCCAUGCUUUACCUGCAGCUGAGAGAGCAGCACAGUGAGGCCUGGAUGACAAGAACUCUGCAGUAUCUUGCAGAGUGUAAAAAGUUCCAGGUCCCAGGUGCUGCGGUUAAGCAUGUGGCGGAUCCACCGGCGAUGUUGCCUAUCCCCUCCCCUCACUGGCUCCUCACGGUCCACGCUGAGGAUGUCCGUACGCGGAUCGGUGAAAUGAAGGCCAGGGUGAACUCCAUCUUUGCAUCCAUUUUAAAAAUGGAUUCAACAAAGAAGGUUACCAAGAAGCUGGCUGGAGUUGCAGGUGGGACAGCAGCCUGGGUCACAAACGUAGGUAAUGAGCAUGGGCAGGUGCUCAUGUCCGUGCUUACUGCUUGUAAAGGUACCGGGCUGCUACCCAUGGUAACGGGAAUUUCAAAAGAGAUGCAGGAGUCCCUCCGCCUAAGCCCCUGUACAUGGACAGGGACUGCUGCUCUGGAGCUGGAAUGUCCAGGACUGCGGCAAUGUUCAGCGACUGGGGGGAGCUGGUCAUCAGGCUGGAUGUGUGGCACCUGAUGCGAAGAUUCGCAAUAGGCGUCACCACUGACAGUCACCAGCUGUACGGCCUCUUCAUGGCAAAGCUCUCCGGCUGCAUUUUCAAGUGGGAUGCAGAGGAUGUGGCUCGUCUGCGGGAGGCUGUUCAGUCGGAGUUGGAGCAGAAGCAGGGUGUCGUGGGUCUGACGGAGGACAAGCUCAACCAUCAUCUGACUGCGAAGAUGCUUGCUCGACACUGUCGCCGCCACACACGUGGUGCAGAGGAGACAGAGGAGCUCAUCGGUCAGCUGCUGGCUGCGUUUAGUGAUGUCAGGGACACGAUGGGCAUCCCCCUGCUGAAUGCUGAACGGAUGGGCGCUAUUUGGGACACACAGCGUCAGCACAUGCGUUGCAUCCAGGAUCCUCCAGGACUCCAGCUCUACCACAAGACUGGGCAAGUGACCAAGGGAGGAGUCAUCCUUCCUGUCUACCGCUGUGCACGGGGCUCCGCCUGCCUGGAGUCGUUUCAUUACAACCUCAACAACUUCAUUCCUGGAACCUCUGCAAAUGCAGAGAACUUCCAGGCAUACCUCCUAGAAGGGUUGGUGAGGUAGAAUGAGAACUGUGCCACAGCGAUAGACAAGGUGGAGCCUGUGCUGCGCUGCUACAGUGGCCAGAUGCAGCACAGCCUUAACCAGCUCAGCCAACAGCUGCUUGGCCGGAGCCUGGUUAUGGAUUGCACAAAGCCUAGAGAGUACAUGGGGAGCUGAUCGGUGUGGAGUACCUCUACUGAAGUGCAAGGAGUUGAGGGAAGACAUCGGUCGUGACUCUGACUCUCCAGAUGGCACCCCAGACAGUGCUCCAGACUGGCAGGAUGAGGGGUUCCAAAAGUACGGUUGGACCUCUUUCUGUUGCAGAGUUCCCCCACAGCCUGUUUUCCUUCGACACUUUGGCAGGAACAGAAGCAGCUGAACCUCAAGUGCCAGAAGACACCUCUGCAGAUCCUGUCCUGUCCUCACCAGCAACGUCAGGGGUGGACGAUGCUGUAAGAACGUUUCACAGCAAACAUAAUAAAAAACAAACUUAGCACAAUAUUGGAAUUUUUGCUUACCCGGUUCAUCUUUCUUUUCCUGUUUUGUUUUUCCUUGCCUCAGGUGUUCAGAUAGCCCGAUGGAGCUCCUGGGUAUGACUGUGUGGUCUGGCUGGCCAGGUACUUGGUGAGCAUACAGGUGGAGGACUGGAUUUCUGAACAGCAUGUUACAGAAAUUACAGCCCUCUGGAACAGUUUGUCUGAAACUGACCAGCAUCAUGUCUCGUAUUUGCCAAGAUACAAAGAGUGUCUCGUUCAGGGUCGAUUUAAGGCCAGCCACACAAAGACCUCAGUUUGUAGUGGGACAGAAAGGUUGAAGCGGUAAGGUUUUUUUUUUCUUCUUUACACACAUUUUUCUAUGCACAUUUUUCUUUUAUUGCCAAAUUCUAAUUUGUCUGUUUCACAUAUUUUAUGCAGCUCUUUGCUGGGCCAAGGCACAGGGCCUACGCAGUGGCCACAUGCAAGCUGUCUUGUGGAGGCCGUCUGCUUGGGAGCUGUGCGCAAAUAACCCCGGGGGUGUCAUCCUGUGGGAAUACAGCAGGAUAAAGAGGCUGGUUGUGAGCAAUCCAGGGCUCAUGGAAGCAACAGAAUUUUAACUUUUUGAGCUAAACCAGCGGACACUCUCUGUGGCAAGUAAGGUUCUUAAGUUGACGUUAAUAAUGUUGGUGAUGCACAGUGUUGAAUGCUGAAUAAGUGUAUCAUACUGACAUGAUUUGUUUUGAUAGGUACAACAACUGGCAGAAGAAGCAGGAGCUGACAGUGUUGUCAAAGCGGAUUCCUCUUCCACGCCCCAGCCUGAGCCCAGACAGGUUCCUGACAAAACUGAACACUCAAGGCUUUUGGUCUUCCCAUCACCUCUGGAUCUGUCUGGACAGGCUGUGCAGCGAGGACCGCCUUCUGCCACACAUCCACCCUGCUACACCACUACACCUUUGCCACCUCAGCCUGCUAUUUCCACUCCUUCUGCACUUCUGCUUCCUAAUCCCACCUCUUUCGUACAACCUGCACCUAUGCUGCCACAGCCUGCCUUCUCCACACCAUCUGCUCAGCCACCAAAAACGUGGAGCAGGACUACUGAGUGGAGGAGAAGAAAGGCAGCUGAAGAUGUGGCAAAGCAAUAUCAUGGCAUCCUAGUCUCUUCAUUUGUUGAUUUUGAAUUUUAAAGUCAGAGCUAAUGACACUGGCUGAAAUUAA